AUGGACUAUCGACUCGCGCCGCGCGAGCCCAGAUGGGGUCAGCUGCUACCGGAGCUGGUAGCGGCCGCUGCGCGCCCCUCUCCGUCGCGUGUCCGCGCGGUCCCCUAUCGCGCCGCUCCCCGAUCCACUCUUCCUUCCUACCUCACAUGCAUCUCUCCGGGGGCACCUUUCCGACACACGACCGCCCCUCAUCCCUUCCUCCCCUUUCCCCUUCCCGUCUCCCACUCCCAUGUCCACCACGAUCCGUCCCGGCCAUUUCACUUAUUCGCAGUCACGCCCCGCAUCACGCAUUCGGUACUCAGUGUCCACGUCCUCCGGUCAGUUUACCCCACAACUCUCUCUCUCUCGCGCACGCGCCGCUUCCUCACAUCCUGCGGCGCGCCAUCGCCCGUGCGCUGCGCUGCGCAGGCGAUAGAUGAUGGUGAAACGAUGGUGUACUCGGUGUGCCCCCCCCGGCUGGCUGCCUGUGGGCACCGUGUAUGUACAGUGUACAGUAGGCACGAGCAGUAG
Sparassis crispa is the source of this 510-nucleotide messenger RNA. RefSeq lists its product as hypothetical. Bases 1 to 510 code for a protein of 169 amino acids. The record is from RefSeq and is a predicted model, not a curated record. NCBI's taxonomy places the organism in Eukaryota, Fungi, Basidiomycota, Agaricomycetes, Polyporales, Sparassidaceae. The transcript has a single exon.